This is a messenger RNA of Phoenix dactylifera (date palm), 3470 nucleotides long. RefSeq lists its product as uncharacterized. The record is from RefSeq and is a predicted model, not a curated record. NCBI's taxonomy places the organism in Eukaryota, Viridiplantae, Streptophyta, Magnoliopsida, Arecales, Arecaceae.
UAUCCAUUCCCAAGAAUCCCAACCUCCGUCUUCACAGAAGCCUUGCCUUCCUUCUCUUCUCUCUCUGAAUCGAAUCGAUUGCUCUGCACGAAAAGUUUUCGAUUCCUAAACUCCAUUCUCGCUUUCUUCUCUUCGAUCUCUUCUCUUGAAAGAUAUAUAAAGAGACAGAGAUCUCUUCUUCUUCUUCUUCUUCUCGUUAUAUAUAUACACUUGGUGUUUCCAAAGACGGAAGAUAGAAGCGUUGGACAUGGAGGAGGGGAAGAAGGAUGGGAAGAGGAGGGACGUGAUACGGCUGGAGCGGGAGGCCGUCAUUCCUGUCAUCAAGCCCAGGCUCAUUAUGAAGCUCGCCUCCCUCAUUGUGUUUGCUUCUGACCGAAUGGAAUUUCUGAAGCUCUGCAAGAGAGUUGAGUACACAAUUCGUGCUUGGUAUCUUCUGCAAUUUGAGGAUCUGAUGCAACUGUACUCUCUGUUUGAUCCCAUUUAUGGUGGUCGGAAAUUGGAGCAGCAGCAUUUAUCUUCGGAAGAGAUACAUGUUCUCGAACUUAAUUUUCUAAAGUAUUUUUUCCAGAUAAUGGAAAAGAGCAACUUUAGACUAGUGACUGAUGAGGAGAUCAACAUCGCACAGUCUGGGCAAUAUCUCUUAAACCUUCCUGUCAAAGUGGAUGAAUCUAAGCUGGAUAAACAGCUUUUCCCGGGGUAUUUUAAAGACAAUCCUCAUGAAAACCUUCCUGAAUUUUCUGAUAAGUACAUCAUUUUUCGUCGGGGCAUUGGAAUUGACCAUACAACCGAUUACUUCGUUAUGGAGAAACUCAAUAUGAUUCUAGCACGUAUUUGGAGAGGGUUUCUUAGAGUUUUUGGGCUUCGGCGACUCUUCUCCAAAAAGCGAAUUGUGAAGUCCAAGAAAGAUGCUAAGGAAACUCAUGAAGCAAGUGCUGACACAGAAGAGCAAGGCUUAGUUGUAGAACGUGUUCGGAUUGACAACAUGGAGCUAAGCAUGCGAAAUCUAUUUGGCCAGCUUACAAUCCAAGAACCAACAUUUGAUAGGAUGAUCGUUGUCUACAGGCAGUCUAGCACCAAAUCCCAAGUAGAUCGAGGAAUCUUUUUGAAACAUUUUAAGAAUAUUCCAUUGGCAGAUAUGGAGAUAGUUCUGCCUGAAAAGAUAAACCCGGGUUUAACGCCAAUGGACUGGGUGAAAUUCCUUGUUUCUGCAGCACUUGGUCUUGCUACUCUUGUUAGCUCUCUUCAAAUGCCUAAAGCUGAUAUCUGGGUUGUUAUAGCCAUCCUCUCUGCUCUCAUUGGAUAUUGUUCUAAAGUCUACUUCACGUUUCAGCAGAACAUAAGAGCUUACCAAAAUCUAAUCAUGCAAGCAGUGUAUGACAAGCAACUGGAUAGUGGGAGAGGCACACUACUGCACUUGUGUGAUGAUGUGAUUCAACAGGAAGUUAAAGAGGUGAUAAUUUCUUAUUUUAUUUUGAUGGAGCAGGGGAAGGCAACGAUACAGGAACUCGACCAGCGGUGCGAACAACUAAUCAAAGACAAGUUUGGCGUGGAAUGCAAUUUUGAUGUCGAGGAUGCUGUGCAGAAAUUAGAGAAGCUUGGAAUUGUUGCUAGAGACACCAUUGGAAGUAUCUCCUGUGUUAAUUUGAAGCAUGCAAAUGAAAUCAUUGGCACCACAACUGAAGAAAUAGUGAUAAGAGCCCAACAAGGACCUGCCAAGUAAUUUUCCAAGCUGACUGCUUGGAAUCCUUCAACCUCAUCAAUCCACUCAUGUAAUAUAAACCGACCACGAACCUUCACCUCAUUCUUUUAUUAGUUUUUUAUGUAAUUAUGUUAUUGUCUUCAUACCUUCAGUUUGUAUACAGAAAUAACCUUUUUUCUCUUUUAUCACAAUGCUUGCUUUUAUGAGAAUUUUUUUUCUCCUCCGAUCAGUAUGAAAAUGAUGUAUACUUGUGGCUACUAUAUUGAAUAACAACUGCUAAUGUACAGCAGAAUUUCCAUAAGCAUGAUGGUGAUGAACAUAUGAGAGCCAAUCCAUAUUACCAAGCAGAGCUAUUCUUUAAAAGUAGAAGAGAGAUCAAGCAAAGUUAUUGCCACCAUAACACCACCGCAUUCGAAACCCUUCUAGUUUUAACCUUCAACAGAUAGGGUUUGCCGGCUAAACCAGUAUCCAGUACAGAAGAUGUAUCGAUAUUCAAUACGGUCUGUCCUAGUGCUAGUGUGGCAUUAGUACGGGAUCCGCUAUCAAAACAGCAAACCUUACUUACUCAUGGAUACUUUUCUGACAUUAGACUUUCUCGAAAACCUUAUGAAACAAUGGAUUGAGAGCUAAAUCACCUGGUACCUGAUGGACCCCACCUUCCCAAAUAGAGAGGCUAAUAACUUGGCCCAUACUUUUGUAGUUUUCUAGAGCCCAGCUAUCUGACGACCACAGAGGCGUGGUGCGUUGCAAAAACGCUCCACGUCAUACUACAAGCUAACCUCCUUAUCCUGGCCAAUGCAAUCCAAUAGGCUCGUUGCCACCCAGAGAGAGCGAGAGAGAGAGAGAGAGAGAGAGAGAGAGAGAGAAUCGAAGAAGAUGGCACUAAUCUCCAUGCGGAUCACCGUCGUAUCGUGGUGGGUGUUCCUCCUCGCGACGCCGGCCGCCGUGGUGGGAUCGUACGGCGAAGAUCCGCCGACCCCAGCGGCGUGGCCGGAGAGGUUCCACGCGCUGCUGUACAUGAACCUGAGCGACGGACGGCUGCAGAUGUCGGACUUGUGGUACGACUGGCCGGCGGGAAGGAACGUGAACCUGAUGCAGAAGCAGCUGGGGGUUCUGCUGCACGACGUGGAGUGGGACAACGGCACGUCCUUCUACUACACGCUGGGGCCCACCAGGUACUGCCGGACCACGCUAUUCCCGGUCGGGAUCCCCCGGCGGGACUUCAUGCUCGGUUCCACCUACCUCGGCCUGCGGUACACCGACGGAUUCCUGUGCCACCUCUGGGAGAAGGUCGACUUCAUCUGGUACUACGAGGAUGCCUCCACCCGCCGCCCCGUCCGAUGGGACUUCUACGACGGGAUAUCCACUCAUGUGAUGACGUUCGAGGUGGGUGUGACGCUGGAAGAGCCGCAGUGGCAGGCGCCCUCGUACUGCUUCACCGACGAUAGAGAUGGGGAGGACCCAUCACGGAAGACGGACGGCUCAGAAGGAGCGACCGCGAAUGACCUCCUACCUCACAGCCUUAGGAAACUUGUUUGAGACCGUCGGGUGCCAUGUCAUCGUGCCCUCUCGUUCUUGGCCAGGUUUCUACUUAAGCUUAUAUCAACCUAACUCAAGAAGUUUAAGACUAGGGAGUAAAGAGGACAUGAGAGAUUAUAUGUAUCUUAGAGAAUAUUUUUGCAUGAUUAUUAGAUGAUGAUGAUGAUGUGGAUAAUCAGGCUAAACAGUAGAAAUUCAGGAAUGCAUGAGGAAAAGAUAAUGUUCAUAUAUU